UUGACAAAAGAAAAUUUAUGGAAUGGUUUGGUUUCUCAAUACAGUAACUGCUGGCUUACACGUCUGUGAAUUGUUUACUACUGGUUCGGUUAAUCGGUUUGCUUCGGAUUUGGCUGAAUCGGUACGGUUCAUCCGGAUUGUAGAACUCUAGUGCUUGGCUCAAUAUUAAGUUGAGCCAAAGUGCAAGGAUCGAUACAAGCGGCAUAUUAAUUUUUAUUUUCUUUCCGCAUCUAACUUUUUUUAUAUAUAAGUUUAUUAAUAACAAACCACAAACUCUAAAGUUUAUAAAAAUAAUUAUGAAUUGUUUUGAUCGUUGGGCAUUGAACUUAUUGGAACUGAAAUGGAUUAAAUAUCUUAUAAUCAGAAUAGGAAUAAAAUUAAGUUUCUUUGUUAAGGUCUUCGGCCGUAUAUCUUCCAGUAUUUGUUCAUACAUAUGAUGGAUAAUAAAUAAUAAUCUUUUGCAAAUCUCGAGCAUACUCAAAAUUUAAUAAAGUAAUAUCUUAGCGUACAAGAGUAAGACCAUUAAAGUUUUUUAAUCGCCGAGAUGAUAUAUGUCUAUAAUUCUAUAGUUAUAAAUUUUAAAUUAAAGAAAGACUAUUAAUAUAAUCCACCAUAAUGACUCACCUUUUUAUCAAGAAGCUCUAUUUCCUCCAUUUCUUCUCUUCUUUUUCACGUCUCCUCUUUCAUUGAUGCUCUCAGGAACAAGCUUGAUAACUAACAUCCUUGGAUGUCCAGAGACAGAGAAAGAUUUAGCGAGUACCACGAGAUCGUGAAGAAGGUAAAGAAAGAUCCAACCUUCGAAAAGACGACGGAUCAUGCUGUGAUGGGAAUCAGGAGACAUGUCGCGGUGCCUCCAGGGACAACGUUGAACACCGUGACUCCAUGCGCCGCUUGUAAGCUCCUCCGCCGUCGUUGCGCGGAGGAAUGUCCUUUCUCGCCAUACUUCUCGCCUCACGAUCCUCACAAGUUCGCCGCCGUUCAUAAAGUCUUCGGCGCCAGUAACGUCUCCAAAAUGCUUUUGGAAGUUGGAGAAAGUCAGAGAGGAGACGCAGCAAACAGUUUAGUCUAUGAAGCCAACUUAAGACUGAGAGAUCCAAUAUACGGUUGCAUGGGCGCAAUCUCCGCUCUUCAGCACCACAUUCAAUCUCUCCAAUCGGAACUCACCACCGUCCGUACAGAAAUCCUCCGCCACAAAUACCGAGAAGCCGCCACAAUCACUUCCUUACAAAACAACAACAACUUCAACAAUACUACAACAUCAGUGUCUGAUCAGGCUGCUCUCGCUGCGUCCAUUCUGCUCCCACCUCCACCGCCACCGCCUCCUCCUCCACGACCACCAAGGCUGUCGUCUUCUCAGCCAGCUCCAACGCCUACGCCACCGGCUUCUUUACCGUCUCCGUCGAUGGUGGUGUCUUCUUCGUCUUCUAAUUCAUCUGCUACCAAUUCUAUAUAUAAUCCUCCUCCGUCUUCGACGGCUGGAUACAGUAAUUCUCUGUCCAGUGAUAACAAUGUCCAUUACUUCGAUUAAAUCAGAAUUGUAUUCUUGAUUCUGCUUUCUUGAAUGCUAUUGUUUUACCCCUUAUAAGCUAGACGCUUCACUGUUGAUCCAUGCUGAGGAAAGGGCGUGAAUGUUUUGUUUAUUUGUUUUUCAUGUAGAUUAACAAUUACAUUACUUUACAUUCAGUUUUGCUUUCGUGGUCUUGCGUACAAGACACGUACACGACUUUGCACUGUAAGUUCAUAUGGAAAAGCUUAAGAUGAUAUAUUAUAGAUAUGCAUUUGAUGUGAUUUCGCCCUUUUUCUACUGUUAUAUUCUAUGUACUAAUAAAAAUAAUUACG
Messenger RNA from Brassica napus (rape), 1839 nucleotides. Its product is annotated as LOB domain-containing protein 13. The transcript has 3 exons. The record is from RefSeq and is a predicted model, not a curated record. NCBI's taxonomy places the organism in Eukaryota, Viridiplantae, Streptophyta, Magnoliopsida, Brassicales, Brassicaceae. The coding region runs from base 728 to 1528 and encodes 266 amino acids.